This is a messenger RNA of Williopsis jadinii, 500 nucleotides long. It is a transcript of the gene ARG82, whose product is annotated as inositol polyphosphate multikinase. Gene Ontology annotation, biological process: inositol phosphate biosynthetic process; phosphatidylinositol phosphate biosynthetic process. Gene Ontology annotation, cellular component: cytoplasm; nucleus. The record is from RefSeq and is a predicted model, not a curated record. NCBI's taxonomy places the organism in Eukaryota, Fungi, Ascomycota, Saccharomycetes, Phaffomycetales, Wickerhamomycetaceae. The transcript has a single exon. The annotation marks the transcript as partial. Gene Ontology annotation, molecular function: inositol-1,4,5,6-tetrakisphosphate 3-kinase activity; inositol hexakisphosphate kinase activity.
GUAUUCCCCGUGUCGCUGAUGAAGUACUCGAAAGCUCAGCAUCAGGUCGCUGGCCACGACGGUGCUUUGGUCGAUGAUACCGGUAUGGUAUUCAUCAAGCCGAGCACUGAACAAGAGAUCCAAUUCUAUACCCAGAUCCAAGCUAUGGAGUCCUCUGCUGGUGACGACGACAACGAAGAGGCCCUCUAUCUCACUGACUUCUUGCCUGCGUUCAUGGGCACCCUACAGCAUGGGAUAUCCGAACAGGUUGAACAGAGCCAGCAGGUUACAGACGAGCUGCGCCAAAUGCAUACGAGCCAAUCUCAAUCCCAAACGGCUAGUGAUAUUGAUCCUUCGAUUCCAUAUCUGGUCUUGGAAAACCUGCUAUACCCGUACAAGCACCCCUCGAUCAUUGAUAUCAAGCUUGGCUCGGUGCUACACGACGAGAAUUCCUCAAAUGAAAAGAGAGAACGGCUACAGAGGGUUAGUGAAGAGACAACAUCUGGCUCUCUGCACUAUAG